UAUUUUUUAUUUUCUUGGUGAGAGAUCGUGUGACCUUACACUGAGAGUUACCUAAAAAAAAAGAAAAAAAAAAAAAAAAAAAAAAUGUAACCACGCUGAUAGUAUCAGCUGGGGGAUGGAGGGUGGGAUACCCAUUCUUUUGACUUCCACCUCCGAAUUCCAAGCCUCAUCCUGCAACUUCACCGGAGACGGGAGAGGACUUCCGCCUUCCGGCACAGUAGGAAGAUUGAAGAUAAUUAAAGGACAUUACCUCGAACUAGGAGAUCCAAGAAAAUGGAGUUGCAGAUCCGAAGAGAGAAGAUGUUGAGAAAGAACCCAUGCAUCAAUCUCUCUGCAAUGCGGAGGAAUCUUCAACAUCCAUCUUUCAUUUCUGUGUUACUUGUGGUUCCCGAUCUCCAUUUGCAGUUGCAGAGGAGAAGCAAGUAAGCAAUCCAGCUGUGAAGAACUGGCUAGAUGACCUCCAGCAGGUCGCUUAUGAUGCUGAAGAUAUCAUGGACGAGUAUGAAGCUGAAGAUCAGUUAUCAAAAUUAGCUGUGCUGGAAACUCAGACCGACACAAAUCAGGUGUUGAACCGCAUCUCUACCUCUUUCACUUCUACUGUUUCUGCAUUCAAUAAUAGUCAAGACAAGGCAAGCAGGAUAAGAGAUAUCACAGAGAGAUUAGAAGACCUAGCAAAACAAAUGAAUGUGCUCCAUUUGAGGAAGCGAAUUGGAGGGAAAGGGAAAGGGAACAUAGUUGCAUAUAGACCUGCAACGAGUUCUAUGGUUGAUGAAUUUCUUGUUUAUGGUCGAGAGAGUGACAAGAACAAGAUAGUUCAUGAGUUGCUAUUGACAGAAGAAGGACCAGUCCGACGAAAUGUGGUGGGUGCGCUCCCCAUAGUAGGAAUGGGGGGCUUGGGUAAGACAACUCUUGCUCAAUUAGUUUACAAUGAUGAGAGGGUGGUGAAUCAUUUUGAGUUAAAAGCAUGGGUGGGGGUGUCAGAAGAGUUUGAUUUGGAGAGGAUCACAAAAUCAAUUCUGGAGUCUGCAACUAAAGUGCCUUCUAAUCUCAAGGAUCUAGAUCCACUCCAACAUAAGUUAAGAGAAACGUUAACCGGGAAAAGGUUUUUAAUUGUUCUAGAUGACGUAUGGAACGAAAAACCCAACUUCUGGCAUAUGUUGAAGGUUCCCUUUAAGGUUGGGAAACAAGGAAGCAAAAUCAUGGUAACCACAAGAAGCAAGCUGGUUUCAUCAAUAAUGCGUACAGUUCCAGAUCAUGAUCUUGAGGGUUUGGCAAAUGAAGAUUGUUGGUCAUUGUUUCGUCAGCGAGCUUUUGCUGGUAGAGAUCCCAAUGCACAUCAAAAUUUGCAAGAAAUUGGUGAAGGAAUUGUGAAAAAAUGUAAAGGAUUGCCCCUUGCAGCAGAGGCACUUGGAGAGCUCCUCCAUUCUAAAGUUAACGAACAUUAUUGGAGGUACAUCUUAAAAUGUGAAAUAUGGGAUUUACCAGAAGAGAAAACCAAUAUUAUGCCUACUCUGAGAAUGAGCUAUGCUCAUCUCUCUGCAAAUGUAAAGCGUUGUUUUGCUUAUUGUUCCAUUUUUCAAAAGGGGUACCAGUUUAGAAAGGAGGACUUAGUCUUGUUGUGGAUGGCUGAAGGCUUUGUGCAAAGCAAAGGAAGUGCCCGGAUGGAGGACAUUGGCUGUGAGUACUUUGAUGAUUUACUCUUCAGAUCUUUUUUUCAACAAUCAAGUGCUGAUGGAUCACAGUAUGUAAUGCAUGACCUUAUUCAUGAUUUAGCAGUAUCUGUCUCAGGGGAGAUUUGUUCUAGAUUUGGGGCAAAGAACAAUGACCAGUAUUGUAAAAUUUCUACAAGUACUCGUCAUUUAUCACUCUCCACUCCAGUUGGUGAAGGAAUAAAUUUUGAGGUCUUAUAUAGUGCUAAGAAUCUGCGAACAUUUCUUCUACACUCGGGGUAUAUGCUUGCCUACAAUCGACAGGUCUCUCAUGUAAUUUCUAAAUUGAGGUACUUGCGUGUUUUGUGCUUGCAUGGAUUCCACAAGCUUGUGUUGCCUGAUUCUAUUGGGAUGUUAAUACACCUGCGGUACCUCAACUUCCAGCAUACUUGCAUUGAAUACUUUCCAGCAUCAAUUGGUAAACUCUACAAUUUACAAACAUUAAUUCUUGGUGCAUGUAAAAAUUGUUCUAGUCGUGCUGGCACACAUGUUGUCUUACCUGAAGACAUAACCAAUCUAAUUAAUCUUCGACAUUUUCAAGUGAUCUGCAGGCCUGAGAUCUACUUUCUAGGGGGAAUGCCAUGUGGUAUUGGGAGAUUAACUAGCCUCCAAACAUUAACUCACUUUGUUGUGGGCAAGAAGGGUGCAAAGUUGCAAGAUUUGAAGAACCUCAGGCACAUCGAAGGAGAAUUAUGCAUUUUACAGCUUGAAAAUAUAGGCAGUUCUAAUGAGGCUAUAGGGGCCAAUUUGAAGGAAAAGAAACUUCUUGAAACAUUAUGGUUAGGAUGGAGUCCCAUCCGAAAACUAAGAGAUGAUGAAAGGGAAACACUUGAAUUCCUAGAACCACAUAUGGGACUGAAAAAGCUGAGAAUUGUUUGCUAUUCUGGUGGAGUGUUGCCAAGGUGGACAGUAGCCUUACCCAAUCUUGUGAAGUUGGAACUUGUAAACUGUGUAAGAGUCGAGGUCGUCCCUCCUCUUGGACAGUUACCUUCACUCAAACAUCUAAUGAUGUCUGGUAUGAAUGGCAUAAAGCACGUGGGGAGGGAGUUUUAUGGGGAUGGAAGUGUUAAGGGUUUUCCAUCACUGGAGACUUUAGAAUUCAGAAGUAUGGCCAAGUGGGAAGAAUGGUUUGGAGGAGAUGGAAAUGAGUUUCCUCACCUUCACAAACUUGAGAUUUCCAGCUGCCAUAAAUGGAGGGGAUUCUCCUUCCGGAUUCCUGCUCUAAAUGCAUUGGAUGUAAGAGAUUCUGGAAGUUUAACUUCUCUUGAAGAUCAGAGGAUCCAGUCUCUCAAUUGUGGCAGUGAGUCUGAAGACAUGUUUCCUUGCCUUCACGAACUUCAGAUAUAUUUUUGUCCCAUAAGGGAAAUCUUGUCUGAUAUGCGGCAUUGUCCAAGCCUUAAACGUCUAACCCUCUUUCACUGUCAUGAUCUGGAGUCUCUGCAACCCCAGGGUUUACCACCUACUCUUACUUACUUGAAACUAAAGAAUUGUGACAUACUCCAAUACUUGCCAGAAGAGGGGCUACCUCCCGUGCUUACUCAUCUUGAGAUCUCAAAUUGUCCUUUUCUAGAGGAAUCAUGUGAAAAAGAGAAUGGACAAGAUUGGACCAAGAUAUCUCAUAUACCCAGCAUAAUGAUUAAUCAUGAGUUUGUCACUUGAUGAAGACGAAGAUGCCACCAUUUCAACAAAAUUUACACAACAAAUACUCCAGGAAAUGCUCUGUUUUCUAAACAAGUCCAUUUCAAUAAGAAAAAUAUCACCUUUGAAGUUUCUGUGCUUGGUCAAUCCAGAUUAGAAGCUGUUGAGUUCGCAACAAUCAUUAUAUGUUUGUGAACGGAGCUUCACUUUCUAGGAGGCUCCACUCAAGUACCAUCGGUAUCAAUUACAACUCAAAAUAACAGGUGCUUAAAUGAUCAAAUCUGAGCUACCUCCACCCCUCCUCCCCAACACGCAUAUUUUCCUACUCUAGUUACUUAGUUGAUGACUUUUAUUGCAUCUCUUGAGCCAAGAUUGAUUCUGCAAAGGACGAUUAUCAGUUUCAAUCCGGUGUAGCAAACUCCUAAGCUGAAAUAACUUUUGCAAACAAUGGAUUGUGGCCUGCAUUUGAUUUUAAGUGCCAAAUCAGGAAUCUGAUUUCUUAGAGGGGGCAGAUUUUGUGUUUGGAUUGUGAACAAUAAAGAUGUAAAGGCUAGGUGGUGCUGGGUGUUGCAGAAUGUGACUGAAGCAUAGAGGUGUUUUUAGGUCUUGGAGUGUGUAUAUCAACAUUCACCAUGACCAUUGUAAACAUAGGCAUUUGGCUCCUGUUGUGUAUGAUUUUUUCUUUCUUUGUGUGCACAUCAACAUUCACCAUGACCAUUGUAAACAUAGGCAUUUGGCUGCUGUUGUGUAUGAUUUUUUAUUUCUUUCAUUCAAUUUUUAUUUUUUUAUUUUUAAUGAAAAAAACUGGCCCGUCUUCUGUUGACUGUGAAA
Macadamia integrifolia is the source of this 4178-nucleotide messenger RNA. RefSeq names its product putative disease resistance RPP13-like protein 1. NCBI's taxonomy places the organism in Eukaryota, Viridiplantae, Streptophyta, Magnoliopsida, Proteales, Proteaceae. Gene Ontology annotation, biological process: defense response to other organism. The record is from RefSeq and is a predicted model, not a curated record. Gene Ontology annotation, molecular function: ADP binding. The transcript is spliced from 5 exons. Bases 318 to 3368 code for a protein of 1016 amino acids.